CACAAACACACCGGAAGUUGUUUCAUAUUCGGCGUCUGGACAUGCGCUUUGCUGACGGCUAGCUGCUUCCGGGAAAUUGUAAACUGAUAUUCUGUGGUGAGACGGCUGGCUUCCGCUCACGUCGCCAUCGGCAACAACGUAUAUUCUAGUCACGGCAGCCGCUCUCUUGCCGACGGAGAGAAUGUAAGAUUUCCCGCGCGUGAGCGUAUCAGCGACGACGACGAGCGACUUGCGUGAGCCGGCAGACUCGCAGCCAUGCGCGACUUGGAGCCGGUGUACAAGCUUCGUAUCUACAUAUCCGUGCCGGGCGUGUCGUCCGUCCCCAGUCUCGAUCUACGUGCGACCAAGUUCACCACAGCUCAGGAGCUUCUUACGAAGCUUGUUAGAUUGCUCCACCUGUCCGACCAGGACAGGUAUGAGCUGGCCGAGGUCGUCGGCCCGCCGGGGCAGGACUGCAAGGAGCGCCCUCUGGAAAAGUCCGAGCAUCCCGUUCAGGUGCAUCUACUGUGGCCAAAGGCGGGGGAGUCGAGCGACAAUGUCACGUCGUACAGGUUUUCUUUCAGGGAGCAGGCGCGCGAGCUUCCGCCCGACACGUCGUGGCUGGACGUCGUCGACUACGGCGAGGUCGACAAGGUCAUCGGCGCCUUCCUGCGGCAGCCGGUCAGCCGGGAGUUCGCUGACCUCUGCAACCUUCCGGAGAUCAGCGAGCGUCUGCUGCUCGACAACCUGCGCGGGCGCUUCGCGCGCGGACACAUCUACACGUACGUCGGCUCGAUCCUGAUCGCCGUCAACCCGUUCCGCUUCUUCCCGAUCUACAACCCAAAGUAUGUUGCGCUCUACCAGAACCGCCGCCUCGGCGAACUGCCCCCGCACGUGUUCGCGGUCGCCGACGCAGCGUUCGCGACCAUGCUGCGCGCGCGCGCCAACCAGUGCAUCGUGAUCUCGGGCGAGAGCGGCAGCGGCAAGACGGAGAGCACGAACAUCCUGCUGCACCACCUGACGGCGCUGAGUCGUCGCGGCGGCGGCGCGGCGUCGACGGGCAUUGAACAGACGCUGCUAGGAGCCGGUCCCGUGCUGGAGGCGUUCGGCAACGCGAAGACCGCGCACAACGACAACUCGAGCCGCUUCGGCAAGUUCGUCGAGGUCGAGUACGGCACGAACGGGGUCGUGCGCGGCGCGGUCGUGCGCGAGUACCUGCUCGAGCGCUCGCGACUCAUCUCGCAGGCACGCGACGAGCGCAACUACCACGUCUUCUACCAGCUGCUGGCCGGCGCGGGCGCGGCGGACCGACGCGAACUCUCGCUGCUCCCCGCGGGGCCGGCCGCGUACGCGUACCUCAACCGCAGCGCGUGCGUCACCCUCGUGGGCGUCGACGACGGAUAUGAGUUCAAGCGGCUGCGGCAGUCGAUGGAGAUGGUCGGGUUUCUGGCGCCGAAGCAGCGGCGGCUGUUCGCGGUGCUGUCGGCGAUCCUGCACCUGGGCAACGUCGAGUUUUCGACGCGGGCGAAGCGGUCGAGCAACGCGUACCAGGACGAGACGGCGGUCGUCGCGAACCCGGACGUCGUCGUCAUCGUCUCCAACCUGCUGAAGGUGAAAGAAGAGACGUUGACGACGGUGACGCACGGUGAUGUCGUCUUUGCGUCACACCGCUGUCAUAAUAUCUACCUGUAUGAGCCGAUGAAGGUGAGGCAUGAGGAUGAGGAUGAGGAUGAGGAUGAGGAUGAGGAUGGGCGAAUGAAGGAGUUCCGAGCGAAGAACAACGACCAGAUCCGGCCGGACGUCGUCAGCGUGUUGAAGCGUAGCAGCUUGGCGUUCGUCCGUGAGCUCGUCGGCGUGGAUCCCGUCGCCGUGUUCCGCUGGGCCGUCGUGCGCGCGUUCUUCCGCGCCACCUUCGCCUUCGUCGCCGCCGGUAAGCGCUACAGGGACUCGAACCCGCGGCGGGGCAGCGUGCGUAUCCGCCGCGGCCCCUCGCUCGCCUCCCACCAGCGACCGUCAGUGAUCAACCACCUCCUGCAGCAGCAGCAGCAGUACGCCCGCAACGCGUCCUUGCGCACGCCGCCUGUCAGCGUUUCCACGACGAUACGAAACAUUGAGUCGUUAAACGACGCGGAGGAGCUGGCGGCGGUUAAGCUCAGCCAGCUGCAGGACAACAGGGAGGUGUUUGAGAGGGCCAACAGGAUCAUACAGCGACACAAGGCGAGUCGUAAGGACAGCAAGGGCAUGCGGGACAUGAAGGCAGUGAAGAUCAUCGCGGCUUACGGCACGUACAAGUCGAAGAAGAAGCCGCAGACCGUCUGUUCGCAGUUUCAGUCGUCGUUGAGUCAGCUGAUGGAGACGUUGAACAGAGCGAACCCGUUCUUCGUGCGAUGCAUCCGCUCCAACAUGGACAAGGCGCCGUGCGAGUUCGUAGACGACGUCGUUCUCAGACAGCUCCGAUACACUGGCAUGCUGGAGACUGUGAGGAUCCGACGCGCGGGCUACAACAUCCGUCUCACCUUCGAUGAGUUCAUCCAGCACUACCGCAUCCUGCUUCCCAGGGGACUGCUCAGCUCCCGCAAGGACGUGCAGAAUCUGUUCCAGGGCCUGGGACUGGGGAGCGUCAACUGCCAGCUAGCAGCCCCCUGGUGCGACUUCGCGGCUUCGCCGGCGUUGCCAGCGGCGCCGGUCCGCGUACUCCAGCCUUCCGCGGCGAUCGCGCUUGUGCAUCUCCCGCGCUGCCGGCUCCUGAUGGCGAUCAUCGCCGGCGGCAAGCGAGCCGGGCGACCCCGCCUCGAGCCACAGAACUGGCUCGGCACAUCACACAUAGUUUUCUCGGCGGAGAGCUCGAUGCGUGGUCCGGCCACCGCCGGCUUGGCCCUCCGCGUACGAUCGCGCGACGUACGCCUGCCUCCGUCGCUCGGUCGCGCACCGCGAGCGAGAACGGUGGACUUCAUUAGUGUCCCUUCGCGAGUCGCCGCGCGCGGCCACGGCGUUCGUCGUCGACGAUCGCUCCGCGCUGUCGCGACUUGCGACCGCGCGCUCGUCGCCUCCGCCGCGCGACGUGCCCGUCCGCCGCCGCGCCGCCUGGCCGUGCCCGGCUCCGCGUCGUCGGCGUCGUCUCGAAGGAUCCGCGUGCCUGUCCUCCGGAGUCCGGGUCCGUUGCCGGGGUUUGCUGCGUCACCGGAGCAGGUCCUACCUGGCUCGUGUCUUGCGUCAGCAGCCGCUUCCGUCACUCUGGCGACAGCUCUCUCCUUGCUGGGGCCGGCGGCGGGCGACACGCGGGCGGCGGGCGACGACGCCGCGGGGCCGUGCUGCCGCGGCGGCGCCCCGGCUCGUCGAUGCGGGGGAGCGUACUUUUCGGCGGCCGGCGGCGGCGCAGGGGGGUCCGGCAUGCUGAUAAGCACCAAGUCAAUCGUGCUGCGCGGCUCGGUCGCCCCGCGGCCUGCCGUUGCUCGCCCCGCAUCCGCCACGCAGGUUCCUCCGUGCACUCGUCCGCAGCGGCUGAACGCUGGUACCCUCGCGUCGCGAGGCGCCGCCGCACCACGUCUGCAGCAUCCCGCGCCGAUUCUCCCGCUGCGUCCGAUGGCGAUCAUCGCCGCCAACGGCCGGGCGACCCCGGCCCGACGCGCGCUGCGGCGCACCAUCAGCUGUUUUCGCGGAAAGCUGCCGACGAGGUCACGGCACCGCCGCGGCUUGCCCUCGUACGAUCGCCGCGACGCGCCUCCUCCUGGUCCGGCGGCGUCCCGACGACGACGGAGAACCGACUGCGACGUUCUUCAUUUGUGUCCCUUUCGCGAGUCGGCGCGCCUCCUGCACGGCGUCUCGUCGACGAUCGCUCCCGCGCUGCCGACUUGCCGAACGCGCGUCAGUCCCUCCGCCGCCGACCGUCGCCGUCGCCGCCAGCGCCCCCUGGCGCGUCCGGCUCCCGUCGUCGGCGUCCUCGAGGAUGCCGCUGCUUGGUCCUCGGCAAGUCGCGCUCGUGCCGGGGAGCUGGCGGUCACCGGGAGCAGGUCCUCCUGGCUCGGUUUGUCAACGCCCUCGUCACUCUGCGACCAGCUCUUCCUUGCUGCCGCGGCGCGUCGGCGGACCCCGGCGGGGCGCGACGGACCCGGGGGCCGUCUCCGCGGCGCGCCCGGCUUCGUCGAUCGUGGGAGCGCGACUUGUUUCGCGGAAACCGACGGCGUCCGGGCGCGGCGGGGGGUCCGGCAUGCUGAUGAGCACCAAGCGGUCGUCUCGGCGCCAUCUGGUGGCCGCAGCGUAGACAGCGGCACGCAGUUUGCGGACGCGUUGAGCCGUCCGAUCGCGGACCGCGCCGAGCUUCAGCACCUCAACGCGUUCGUCUACCAGAAGAUCAUCGAUAUGUCGGUAGAGCGCGCCACCGGGCCGCCGCGAGAGGGCGCCGCCGAUCGCGUGUUCCGCCGCGCGCUCUCCGACUUUCACCAGAACAUGGUGAGCACCUACGUCACGAUGCGCGACGACGGCGGAGGAGGAGGAGGCGGAGGAGCCGUUGCCGCGGCGAUGUGUUACCACGACGUGCUGCGCAACUUUGAGCAGACGCUGAAGAACGUGGCGCGGGUAGAGGGCGCCGGCGCGGCGGCGUUCCCCGUCGGCAUCGGCAUCAACGCGUUCCGCGGGUUCCUCGAUGAGUUCAUGCGCCUCUACCAGACGAAGGAGGACCGCUUCAAGGAUCUGGAGACGGCGGUGGGACGGCCGCAGCAGAAGAAGAAGAAGAAGAAACAGUAUCUGGAGUACCUCGGGCAUCGGUUCACUACCGUGACGAUGAACAUACCGACCGCGUGUGAGCACUGUGGCUCCUUCAUGUGGCUGAUGGAGAAGGGCCAGGUGUGUCAGGUGAGUUAACGAGCGGCAGGUGUCAGAGUAUCAGGUAUGUUAACGAAGGCAGGGUGAAUAAAGCGUCAGGUGUGUCAGGUGAGUUAACGAGCGGCAGGUGUCAGAGUAUCAGGUAUGUUAACGAAGGCAGGG
Messenger RNA from Priapulus caudatus, 4962 nucleotides. Its product is annotated as unconventional myosin-IXa-like. The transcript has 16 exons. Gene Ontology annotation, cellular component: myosin complex. Gene Ontology annotation, molecular function: microfilament motor activity; ATP binding; GTPase activator activity. The coding region runs from base 256 to 4839 and encodes 1527 amino acids. Lineage: Eukaryota; Metazoa; Priapulida; Priapulimorpha; Priapulimorphida; Priapulidae. Gene Ontology annotation, biological process: intracellular signal transduction. The record is from RefSeq and is a predicted model, not a curated record.